Messenger RNA from Paramormyrops kingsleyae, 3167 nucleotides. RefSeq names its product transmembrane protein 119a (gene tmem119a). Lineage: Eukaryota; Metazoa; Chordata; Actinopteri; Osteoglossiformes; Mormyridae. Gene Ontology annotation, cellular component: plasma membrane. Gene Ontology annotation, biological process: positive regulation of osteoblast proliferation; ossification; positive regulation of osteoblast differentiation. The record is from RefSeq and is a predicted model, not a curated record.
UUUCUGUUUUGCUUCCAGACUUGCGGGAAACACUUUCUCAGAAAAGCCACACGAUAAGGCCUAUUAUGGCUUUCAUGUGGGGUGGCAGCGAAAUGCGUGAUCAGGGAUAUUUUUGUCUGUUUUCUGCUCUCUGAACCUUUUUUUAGCGUGAAGGUUUACAAGGCUGGUCACUUUGUAUUAAGGGUUCAUUUUCGCGGUGAGAAUUGAAUUGGUUAAGGAAUAAUUCCAGCAGAGUGUGUGUAAAUCUGUUGAGGCGACUCGAUAAAUUCAGCAUUGAUGUCUUGGUUCUACAGCGUUAGCAUGUCAGUUGCCAAACAUGACUUGGGGUGAUGUGCUUGUGGGCCAGCUGUAGGACACAAUAACCCGUCUGCACCAGCCUGCUUACACAGUCCCAGGUUCUGAUCCAGACAGUCGGAUCCCGUGUCUCCUGGCCCCGGGAGUUCCGCCCUCGGUCUGUGCCGUAUGAAGACUGGGUUUAAUGGGAACAAGCUGUGCCCUGCCCCAACCCGACCAGCAACGGAGGGGAGGGCCACUGGGCAGGAGGAGGCGGGGGUGGGUACAGACGCUGUCAGCUGCAAACGGAGGAUCUGUUCCAUCUGGCAAGAAGAGCUCCAGCCGAACACUAGCUGUAACGCUCCUCAGCAGCGGGGAAACAGCUGCCUGGCUGCCUUUCGGUUCCCACCAUUCCCCGCUAGAGCUCCCCGCUGACUGUCGGUGUGAUCCUCCCCAACGACGCUGGUUCCCUCAGCCAGCAUCUGUUCUCUGAAUGACCAUGAAGCUCUCUCUGUUCCUUUCUUUGGCCUGUGUGUCCACGAUUCUCCUGUGGAACUGCAGCUGUGAUGCCACACCCUUCCCAUUCAACAUGUCUGCAGAAGGCAGUGGGGAGAGUGACCCAGAGGUCAUAGAACCUGCCUCUUUUACCACUCGCAGCCCAGACCAUGUGUCUCCAACACCAAGGGUCACCACUGCCACUCGCAUCAAGCACUUCAUCCUCAAUCAGGUGGUGGAUUUCCUGCGUGAGAACCUGCUCCUCAUCAUCGUCAUCUCUUCACUGGUCAUCAUCCUCAUCUUCAUUGUCUGCUGUGCCUCUGUCAUGAGCCACAAACGCAAGCUCAAUGCCUACUACCCUUCAUCCUUUCCCACAAAGAAGUACGUGGAUCACAAGGAUAAGUCUGGGGGUGCCAGGACGUUCAAUGAAGUUCCAGGCAAACUACCUAGCACCCAGCAGGCCCGACCACUGGAACCUGUCAAACAACCACAAACUGACAACAGAAUGAUCACCAAGAACCUGAGGACUCCCUCAAAUGCCUUGGUGGGAGAGAAGGAGGGCAAGGAGUCCAAACUGAAACCCCAUGAAAUUCAAGCCAACAAGGAAGACAGGAAGCCAGAGGAGACCACCCAGGUCGCCAAGCAGGAGGAACCUAAACAAACCCCAAGCACCAGCCAACCCCCCCUGGUUUGUCUGUGUCACUUGAGAAAUGGCAACCAGCCAAAUGCUUCCCAGAAUUCAUCUGGCCCAGAAGAUCGAGUGGCCAAGAGAGAUGGGAAUGUAGCAAAGGUUCAGGGAGUUGUUGUGGAAGUGGUGUAAAGAAUGAGGAGGAGAGAUGACUUAACACUGUGUAUGGCUGGUCUGAUGCCUUCAACACAGCAUGUCUGUCACACUAUCCUGAAGUAUUUUUUUGCUAUUUUGUUUGAGAUGGUGGAAAAUUAAAACCAAAAGAAUCAAAGGCAGAUCUGUAUUAUUUUUCCAACUGAUUAUUUAAAAUUAUUUUUCUGUCAUCAUUAAUGCACAGAAACCAAAUAUGGAUGACUUCUGUGACUUCUGGUGCAUUGCAUGAAACUUGUUUUAGGCCAAAAAGUAUGAGCCAAAAACCAUGAAAAGUAGUUCCUUGAUUUUUUUAUUUUUUUUUUAUUUUUUAUGAGACGCAUGUCUGAUUUUCCACUCAUUCAAAGCAGGAUUCUGGCAGUGCCAGACACAACCUACUCAGCAUAAACAACACUGCUCUUUUAUCAUAGUUCUGUAUUCAUUGUUGCAUAUUUUUGGAAGAGACAAUCUAUGAAAAUACCUCUUGUGGUGCACCAUUUCCAAGGCACUGAGGUUGUAAGCCAUUUCUAUCUGCAGUGAUAUACCUGCGCAUUGUCCCCCUCAGUGCCUAUAUUUUGAUCAGCAAGGGAAGAAUAUAACCAUAUGUGUAAAAACUGAUAUCACAGAUUUUUUUUUUCUUUUUUAAGUAGCAUGCAGCUGUUACGUUAAUUAUCUUUAAAUGUUUCUAGUUUUGAGUGACCUGUGCUUACCUCUUCUGAUUCACUGCAUCUUUAAGACAGCUUCACGUUACUUUAUUUAAUUUUGGCCUUUUUUCAGGUCAACUUUUCAUGGUAGACACAAGAAAUCAGUCAUUGUUACAUUUACAUUUAUUCAUUUAUCUGAUGCUUUUAUCCAAAGAAAUUUCCAAUUGUGUGCUCUCUGAGAUUGGUUUGCUUUAAAGCAUUACCACUAAUCUUCUUGGAGCACUAUGGUUACAUUCUUUGUCUUGUCCCCCUGAAGGAAAAUUAUUUUUAAACUUAAUAUCCUUCUCAUAUAAUGUUGUCAGCUAUGACGCCCACACUGACUCCUUUGUCUCCAGCAUAAUGGUAAAAGAAAGUAAAUAUAGUUGUAUUUUUCUUGUUCAUAUGCAACCUAUCUUGCAAACAAAUUGGUAGACAUUACGUCCCUUUAUUGUACCACUUAAAGGACAUUACAUAGUUUCCUGGCAAAAUAUGUCUGGUACUAGACUAUUAAAUUGCAUUCUGUGUUUUUAUAUUUAAGUGCUCUUUGAAGUCAGGAUACUUGUCUAAUGAUAAUAUGACGUUAUAUUUUCUGUUACUCUUUUUGUGUGAGUCUGUUUAGUGGCAUAUAAUAUUCAUUUAACUUUAUACAAAAGGGGAAAUCGUGUAUGUGUCUGUUAAUGUUUCACUUAGGUUAUUUUUCCGAAUGAUGAAUUUUGAUGUGAAAUUAAAAAAUUGAAAAUUAAAAAUAACUGUGGACGGAAAAACAUAGGAAGACUGUGCAAAAAAAAUGGCAGUAAUGAUGCGUUUAUUCCCACUUUAUCAUAAGCAUGGUUUUCCGAGUUCCUAAAUGCUUAUGUCAGCUAAUAUAACCGCCACAAAUAAACAUAGUAAUAAAAUAA